CCGCCGACUGUCUCCGCAACUCCUGCCAGUGAGCAAGACGGAUAUGACUCAAGAGUCCAUCUAGCGAGCUAUUUCGCUCGCUUGCUCGCAACUUCUUCUUCAUUCACAACCCCGGUCGAGCACAGCUCGUCGGUCCUCCUUCCUGCCCGGCUGAUAACACCAGCUCCCGAGCAGCGCCCAAUCCCACUCUCCAUACGGAAUCCACAACCCACACACGCGCGAAAACCCACCCUCCAGCACAAAGCCCUUUACAAUGUCCGUCCACGCGGUGGCCCUCUCAGCGACGCACGAGUUCAGCAAGACGCCCGCGGCAGCCAUCACGCUGCUCGCCGGGCUCGGCGUGCAGGGCGACUGCCACAGCGGCGUGCACGUGCAGCACCGCUCGCGGCAGCACCUGCGGCCGCGGCCGCCCAACCUGCGGCAGGUGCACCUGCUGGCGCGCGAGACGCUGGCCGAGGUCGGCGUCGCGCCCGGCCAGCUCGGCGAGAACGUGACCACCGCCGGCGUUGACCUGCUGGCGCUGGGGCGCGGGACGAGGCUGCAUUUCUUGCCUGCUGCUGGGGCUGAUGCUGAUGCUGGGGAGGGAGAAGGAGGGGAGGCGCAGGCGCAGGCGGAGGGGCAUGCCGCCGGGCUGGAUGACCCGCAUGCGGUUGUUGUCGUGCAGGGCCUGCGCAAUCCGUGUCCGCAGAUCGACAAGUUUCGGGAGGGGCUGAAGGAGCGGUUCAUUGUGCGCGACGCGGAGCGGAGGAUCGUAGGGCGGAAAGCGGGGGUCAUGGGCACGGUGGAGGUCGGCGGGGAGGUGAGUGUGGGCAUGAGGAUCGUGGUCGAGAAGCCGGCCACGUUUGAGCCGCUCGAAUGCGUGUGAGACGGAGGGCGCAGGAUGACCCGUUCACAACGUACAACAUCCGCCGCAGCACAGGGUGAUAGCAUGCAUCUGAUCUUGAAGUCGAGCUACAGCAAUCCAAGCAAGCAUCCGUUCGCUUCUUCUUGCAUA
Thermothielavioides terrestris NRRL 8126 is the source of this 994-nucleotide messenger RNA. RefSeq lists its product as uncharacterized. The transcript has a single exon. Gene Ontology annotation, molecular function: molybdenum ion binding; catalytic activity; pyridoxal phosphate binding. The record is from RefSeq and is a predicted model, not a curated record. NCBI's taxonomy places the organism in Eukaryota, Fungi, Ascomycota, Sordariomycetes, Sordariales, Chaetomiaceae. Bases 254 to 865 code for a protein of 203 amino acids.